CUACCACUCACAAAACGCGACUGUUAAAACAUGCAGAAGCCGGAUCUUAAGGUUUAGACUCCGAUCUUGAGUAAACAAGGUGAAAGGUUAUUCGCGGUCAACUUUUUUGUUGUGUCUGACGCAGCCUGUAUCUGGGACAAUAUAAAACGGUCUGCGGGUCACGUACACAAGGUAGCGGUCUGCAGACGUGGCACAGAAACAACUUGCGUUCCAAGUAACGUUCCCAGGCCAGCUUAUAACGUCUUGUGAACACGUAGCGCGGGUCCAGGUACAGCGAACGACCAUGGAUAUGGUGAUGUACUCGAGUGAUUUGGCGGGAAUCUUCGACAAGAUGCCGCAGAAAGAGAAGAAACACAAGCGCACAGGCAGCUACGAGACGGCUGUGCACGGGAAGCCGAGGGGCCACGAUCAUCUGCACCAUCUCCAGCGGGAGAGAGCGUACACAGACCCGUCCCACCACCGGGGAAACCACGGUCCGCAACACCGCCACAGGACCGCGUCCGAGUCGGCUACGGCCGAAGCUGGGUCGGCAGCCGGGCGGGAGAAACUGAUGGAGGGUGCCGAGGGAGGGGCGAGCGCGGGGCCCGGGGAGAAAGCCGACCACAAACAUCACCACGGGCUGCACCUGCCGCAUCCACACAUGCCACACAUGCACCUGCCACAUCCGCAUGUGCACCUGCCUCAUCCGCAUAUGCCACAUGUACACCUGCCACAUCCGCAUAUGCCACAUGUGCAUCUGCCACAUCCGCACGUGCCUCAGUGUCUCAAACCAAUGGACGACGACACGGAAGAAAACAAGGAACGUAAACAAGCGCAAUCAAUGCUACAGGCAGAAUAUUUCCCUUUCCCCUUCUAGGAUAUUAAUGCUAAGAGGUCACAGAUCGACAGCUGGCGGUGAGGCCAUAGGUUAACGAUGUCACCACGUUUACAAUUCCACAAGUCAACACCUACUACUACUGGGUGCUACUGAGGCUUGGCAAGAGUAUCGCAUUCCUAGCCUUGAGCCCCUCUCACACAUUCACGAAUUUGGUCUCCCCGAACGCUAGCCGAACGCCCCACAACCGUGGUCGGCGCAAAGUCGGCUAGGUCGGUAGUUGGUCGGUGAAUUCGGUCACUAUUCGGCUGCGAAUGUUUCAAAAUGUCUCGAGCUAAAGCAGUCAGGGGUUGGUCGGAAGGUUUGAAUAUGGUUGGUUGGUAUUCGGCUAUAAGUCAGUAGAACACAGUCAACAGUGUUCGGUGGUCAAAGUUCACUCAAAGUUAACUCAAAUUCGUUUCGAUUCGUAAAAUCUUGUCAGACUUCGGGGGAAAGGUCGUGAUGUGAAACAGGGGCUUGACGUAUACGUUAUUGAAUGAGCGACCAAAGAAAAAGAAUUAUAAAGGAACUAUUGUUUCAUUCGCUGGUAUGCUUUGUUACCAAAGAGUUAUUAAACGUGGAAGGGACGCCAUGUUUGGUUGAAAGAGAAUUUGAACCAAACGAAUAAGUUCUUGAACUUUGAUACUAUUAACAAUAAUUUCGCACUGAAUACACUCAUGUGUAAUAUACAGGUUUAUUAAAGUACUUCAAAGUUAUACCUUUUGCGGAUAUUGUAUCUCAAGACUAGUAUAAGGCUCCUAGAAUAGUUAUGAAUGGGUUUGAUGUCAUGAUUUUUGUGAGGCUGCUUUGACCUAAGGAGGUAUCUCUUUAAUACGAUUAGAAAUCAUUGUAUGACUAUUUGAUUGUUCAUGUGUAACAAUGUACUUAUGACAUGUUCACAUAAUGUAUGAUACCUCAUUAAAAAGCUUCUGAAAUUCAUAUGACUAAAUAUGACAUUUCAGGUAAUUACAUUAUAAUUAACAAGCCAUCUUCUCAAGGAGUACAAAAAUGUAUAAUGUAAUAACUGUACAUAGGGCAUUUUCAAAUGUUUGUAUCGAAAAUAAUUUUUGAAAUGCUGUUGCAUGUAUGUAGUGUAUGUAAAUUAUGUCAAUUGUAUGUAUGUAUGUAAUUACAUGUAAUGAGCUACAUUUUAAGCUCAAAUUUGAUGUGUAAAGGAACUGUAACAUCUUGUUGUUGCGCUUUCAAUUUUUAAGUGAUACUUUUUAAGUUGAUUUUUGAGACCUGUUUUGUUGACAGAGAGAGACAUGUUAUGAGACAAUGGAGUCUUGUUGGCAGUCUUGGAGUCUUGUUUUAAUAUAAUGCUACACAAUAAUUGAAACAUAGGAAAUACUACUAGUAUGUGCAGUGUUACUUCUUUUGGUUAGCACUCUAGUUUAUACAAUAGGAUCUUGCAUGCCACCACAAAAUACUUAAGGUA
Molecule: messenger RNA, 2291 nt
Organism: Branchiostoma belcheri (Belcher's lancelet)
Lineage: Eukaryota; Metazoa; Chordata; Leptocardii; Amphioxiformes; Branchiostomatidae
Product: histidine-rich glycoprotein-like
Exons: 3
Coding region: 284-856 (190 amino acids)
Source: RefSeq, a predicted model, not a curated record